AUGCAUCCAACAUAUUUUCUUUUCCUACUUCUCGUCAUAUUCGCAACUAAUGGCGGUAGGGGAGUGACUGCUCAUCCAGUGGUUGAGGAAAGCAAGAAAGCGGUUGAUUAUGUUGGUUCAACAACAGAGGAUUACGGAGUGUCCGAUCCCAGUCCCGAAUGGCCCCCGCAGCCUGACAAUAUAUGGCCACCUCGACCUCCUUAUGGAUGGCAACCUCCAUAUUGGUCUUAUCCUUGGCAAUGGUUUGCUCAACGUCCUUGGGAUCGGUAUUCCAGGCAUCAUUGA
This is a messenger RNA of Necator americanus (New World hookworm), 285 nucleotides long. RefSeq lists its product as uncharacterized. NCBI's taxonomy places the organism in Eukaryota, Metazoa, Nematoda, Chromadorea, Rhabditida, Ancylostomatidae. The record is from RefSeq and is a predicted model, not a curated record. Bases 1 to 285 code for a protein of 94 amino acids. The transcript is spliced from 2 exons.